CUACACCAAAUACGCUGCACAAUGUAGUUGAACACGUUCCUCUUUUGUAGGUUAUUUAUUAUCCAACAAAAAGUUUGCCCGAAAAGUCAAAAGGUUUCAUCAUAUCCGAUUCGUAUCAGUGAACGUGCAUCGCUGACUCUCCGGACACAAUGGGCGUGGAGGAGGAAUGUGCAUUACAUCCCAUGACCGACGCAAUCAUAAACCUCACUGCUGGGGCAGCAGGGGGUGUUGCGUGUGUGCUGAGUGGUCAGCCCUUCGACACGGUCAAGGUGAAGAUGCAGACGUUCCCCAGCCUGUACCGUGGCUUCCUGGACUGUUCCCUGAAGACAUACCGCCACAACGGGCUUCGGGGGCUCUACCAGGGAAGUGUGCCUGCUUUACUGGCCAACGUGGCAGAGAACGCUGUGCUCUUCGCCUGCUACGGGACCUGCCAGCAGCUCACCAGGAGAGUCUUUGGGCUGGAGAAAGGGUCUCACCUCAGUGACCUGCAGAAUGCCCUGUCUGGGUCCCUGGCGUCUGUCUUCUCCUCGCUGGUUUUGUGUCCCACAGAGCUGGUGAAGUGUCGCAUGCAGGCCGUGCAUGAGAUGAGCAUGGUUGGAAAGACCUCCCUUGCGUCACACAUUUCCACCUGGUCGGUGGUGAGGGACAUAUUGAAGACAGAUGGUCCUCAAGGCCUCUUCCAGGGAAUGACCAGCACCUGGCUCAGAGAGGUGCCUGGAUACUUCCUCUUCUUUGGGGGCUAUGAGAUCUGCAGAUCCCUCUUUACAAAGCCUGGCCAGUCCAAGGAUGAGUUGGAUGCUGUCCCGCUGUUAAUCAGUGGAGGAGUUGGUGGGGCCGCCUUUUGGUUGGCAGUGUACCCCAUUGAUUCAGUCAAAUCCAGAAUCCAGGUUCUAUCGAUGUCAGGCAAGCAGGCUGGGUUUAUCAGAACACUGCUCUGUAUCAUGAGGACAGAAGGGGUUCCUGCUCUGUAUUGUGGUCUAACCCCUACCGUCCUGCGGGCCUUCCCCUCCAACGGAGCUCUAUUCCUGGCUUAUGAGUGGACCAGAAGAACCCUCAUCAACCACACAUCUACAGCCUGAGUUUGUAGGGCUGGAGCAAGAGGUCAGCAGACGAACUGGUCGUCUGAUAUUUUCUUUGCUGUCAGUGUGAAAGCGGGGUAUCCUACGAAGCAGGUUUGAGGAGUUAGCGAGGGAGCUUUGGUCAACUCUGAGUUCAUCUCGGGAUAACCGGUCAUACGAAAGUGGCUCACCUUUUAGCCAGGUACAUUUCUAUGGCAACGAAACCUAACUCAGGUUAACCUGAGUUAGCCUCUGGGGCAGGCUAACUCAUGGCUAACUCCACUUACCUUGAAUGAAGUGACUGAGCCGCGAGUUGAGGACCAAUGAAAUCAGAUUCCCAUCCCCUUCAUUUGAGGAAGAUGACUGAUUAAAUAUUUUAUUAAUCAAAUGUUUGAAAAAGGAAAGCGCACACUGCUCUUGAUAGUAUCACUGAUCUUUAACAAGCUUACAUGAGCUUUAAUAAGCUUAUUAAAGAUCAGUGAUAGUCUCCGGUUUCCUUUUUCAUUCAUCUUGUUCAUCUGUUGCCACGCACCUGCAAAAAGAUUGCUCAGAUGUGCGAGUGCCUUUUUGAAUAUUAAUCAAAUGUUUGUUUUGUGUAAAAAAAAAACAUAACGUACACGUUUGAUGUCAGAAUGCAUUUUAAACUUUUGUAUGACUUAAUAAAGCAAAUAUUGAUAGGAA
Messenger RNA from Salmo salar (Atlantic salmon), 1739 nucleotides. Its product is annotated as mitochondrial ornithine transporter 1. Gene Ontology annotation, biological process: mitochondrial L-ornithine transmembrane transport. NCBI's taxonomy places the organism in Eukaryota, Metazoa, Chordata, Actinopteri, Salmoniformes, Salmonidae. Gene Ontology annotation, molecular function: L-ornithine transmembrane transporter activity. The record is from RefSeq and is a predicted model, not a curated record. Gene Ontology annotation, cellular component: mitochondrion.